Messenger RNA from Egretta garzetta (little egret), 739 nucleotides. RefSeq names its product transmembrane protein 199 (gene VMA12). The record is from RefSeq and is a predicted model, not a curated record. Gene Ontology annotation, cellular component: endomembrane system. Lineage: Eukaryota; Metazoa; Chordata; Aves; Pelecaniformes; Ardeidae. The transcript is spliced from 3 exons. The annotation marks the transcript as partial. Gene Ontology annotation, biological process: vacuolar proton-transporting V-type ATPase complex assembly.
GCCAACGAGGAGUACCGGCGGAUGACCCGCAACAUCACUGGCCAGGAGAUGAAUGGGAAAUUGGCGGAAUUUGGGAGGCAAGUUCGCUCUGUUAAAGCCGUUGUCAUCACCAUAUUUAACUUCUUCGUCACCGUGGCGGCCGCCUUCGCCUGCACCUACCUGGGCAGCCAGUACACGGCCUCGGAGCCCGCUCAUGGCCCACUCGGUGCCGGCCAGGCCGGAGCAGCAGACGCGCUCCCCAGCGCGGGCAGCAGCUCGAGGCACGCGCGGGGUCACUUCUCUCUCUUUUUCUGUUCCCAGCGCGUCCUGUUGGCGGUAAUCGUGGCCUCGGUGGUUGGCUUGGCUGAGCUGUAUGUAAUGGUGCGGACCCUCGAAGGGGACCUUGGGAAACUGUAAUCGCACGCAUCCCUGGAACCGUGGCCCUUGCGCUGGAGGCUUUUGCCCUCCCCAGGAGUCAUUAAUUUGGGGCAGGUUUAUCUCCUACCACCUGUCUGUACCUGCUCCUGCUACUGGGAUCACUGCUGCAUUCCUCAGGCCUCGUUCUUUGCUUCCUGCUCCUUAACGUUCCUGAAAUUCCAUGGAUUAAAAAUCCCGCAGCUGCAGGACAGAAGAGGGAACAGCUCUGGACUCUCACAUCCCAGCACAGAGAGAGGUGGCAGCUCCCGCCUGUUCCCGUUCUCCCGUGAAGUUGCUGUCCUGUUAUUCUGGAAAUAAAUAACAUUGCGUGUUUGUAACCUUC